AGCAACAGCGCCCUCUAAGGUCACAAUUUGGAGUUAAGUGUUUGUGUUGAUGAUUCAGGGAAAUCAGAGAUGGAAAUUAGUGAUGAAGAAGGUGCCCACCAGAAUAUUGAGUUGGAUGUUGAUAAGGAAAUACACGAAGAGACUGCAGCUUCUGGUGAGGACCACUCUGAUCUUGGAGAACCUUGUAGUCACAGAGAGAGAGUGACUUGCAGAGUUCACUAGCAGAUUGGGCAAUUGAAUUUGGAAUUUCACUAAUUGCUUUGUCAGCACUUCUUACCAUUCUCAAAGUCCAUCAUUCCUCUCUGCCUAAGGAUGGAAGAACGUUGCUGAAAACAAAAACACGCUACAGCAUUAGCAGUAUAGCUGGUGGUGUGUUCCAUUAUUGUGGAAUUCUAAAUUCUGUUUGGAAAAUCCUUGAUAAAGUUUGGCAUACUGUACCAGACAAACAUGUCUUCAAAUUACAGUUGAAUUUUGAUGGACUACCACUCUUUAAGUUAAUAGUACACCGUUUUGGCCGAUUCUUGGUUUGCUGCAAGGUCACACUAAGGCACCUGUGUUGAUUGGACUCUUUUGUGGUACUUCAAAGCCAAAUUCUUUGGCUGAAUAUCUUUAUAAUCUGGUUCAGGAGCUGAAAAUGUUGAGAUAUGGGUUUCUGUUCAGGAAGAAAACUUUCUUUUUGCAUGUUGUUUCUGUUGUGUGCGAUGCCCCUGCCCGAGCCUUCAUCCAAGGUGUGAAGUCACACACUGCAUAUCGUGGAUGUGAGAAGUGUCACCAAACAGGUGUUUGGAAAUCAAAUCGAAUGACAUUUCCUGAGUUGAAUGUAAAGCGCAGAACUGAUAAGAGUUUUAGGCAAGCAAUUGAUGAAGAACACCACAUCCAACACUCACCGCUUACAGACAUUGGCAUUGACAUGGUCACUUGUUUCCCACAUGAUUACAUGCGCCUGGUUUGUCUGGGUGUAAUGCGCCGUCUCUUAGACUUGUGGAUCAGCACCACUGGUCUCUUGCACUGUCGCAUAUCAUCCAUUCAAGCUUCCAUGGUGUCAGAUAGACUUAUUGCCUUGAGAAACUACAUUCCACGUGAGUUUGCUCGAAGGCCUCGGGCACUAGCAGAUCGAUGUAGGUGGAAAGCAACAGAGCUAUGCCAAUUCUUGUUGUACACUGGUCCAGUUGUGCUGUAUGAUGUUCUACAGCAUCAAAUCUAUGACAACUUCAUGCUUUUGUCUGUAGCUGUGUACAUAUUGGCAUAUUGCCAAAAUUUUGCAUGAAGAUGAAUGACCUUGCAAAUACUCUGUUGCUUUCAUUUGUUGAACACUUUGGCCAGCUUUAUGGUAAAGAGUUUUUGGUUUACAAUAUUCAUGGCCUUGUGCACCUCAGCGAAAAGGUCAAAAUCCAUGGCAAUCUAGAUCCUAUAUCAGGAUUCCCCUUUGAAAAUUUCUUAGGAAAGCUCAAAAACUGGUUCGAGGGCCUUGCAAUCCUUUGACUCAGGUUAUGUGUAGAUUGUCAGAGAUAGAAAAUAGAAAGUACAGUUGUGAUGUUCAAGAGGCAAUUCAAAAAUUGGAUAAAGAACAUACAGAUGGGCCAGUACCUGAGUGCUUCUUGCAACAAGCUCGUCAAUUUAAAGUUCUUGCGAUUGAUGAUAUAGUUGUGAAGCUCAAUGAGAGAGAUUCUUGUGUCAAAAUCGACAAUCAGUUGGUUUUAGUCCAAAACAUUGUUGAGGAUGAAGGUGCAGUAUACCUUGUGGGCAAUGAAUAUAAACAAGUGGAUCACUUCUUUAAAUAUCCUAUUGAUUCAAAGGAGUUGGGAAUUUAUGUGGUUUCCAACCUCUCCACAAAUGUUCGGUGUUUCAUGACAGGAAAGACACUUCAGAAGUAUGUGAGAUUGCCAUUCCGAAACAGAUUUGUUGUUCCACUCCUGCAUCAAGAGAAAUAACUCUCAAGUUGCUUUUGUAUAAAAUUCGGCUGAGGAAUACAAUUCUUUGUCUCUUUAGAUGUUUCACAUUGUUGUCUUUGACAAGACAAAUGAGGUUGAAGUUGUGCCUUCAGUCUGGAUUAAAAAUGUAGAGUGCAUGUGGCCUCCAAAUAAAAGUGAUAUAACAAAAGCUGUAAAAUCGCAAGAGAGUCCAGGAGAUGAUUGGAAGCCCCAUAACGCCAGAAUUAUUUUCACAUCAUUUGACUACAAGGAAGCAAGACGUAAACCUUUAGCUGUUGAUCACACAGACAUUGAUCAGACCGAUGGAGGGAACUCAUUACAUUUCAAAGAAAAAGAAAACCCAAGAACAUUCUUUUCCCUGGAGAAGAUGAUGAUAGUGAGGUGGAAGGACAUCAGAAAGAACCAAAGUCAAAAAAAUGCAGAAGGUAUUCCAUACCUGAUGCUCCAAAAAUCGCUAGACAACACAAAUUAGACCCAGGAAAGCCAAGCUUCCCGAAGCUCUGCCACAGUACUCCUGACCUCCCUAAUGAUGAGAUGAAAAGUCAAGAAAAAGGAGGUAUGCCUUACCUAAUGCUCCAGUGAUCACUAGGGAACAGAUUUCUCCUGUAGUAGACAACCUCCACCUAAGUGGCCAAAGCAGUCCUGACCUUCAUUCACAUGGUCAAGGCAGUCCUGACGUUAGCUCACAUGGUCAAGGCAGUCCUGACGUUAGCCCACAUGGCCAAAGCAGUCCUCACUUUCGUCCACACAGCCAAAUGAGUCACAACCUUCACCCAAGCUGCUACUACAGUCCUGACUUGUAUUCAGAUGGUCACAGCACUCCUGAGAUCCACUCAAGUCCUCAGACCAGCACUACUAUGUUAUCCUCCGGCUGGCAUGUUCGCUCUGAAAGCUGUACAUCAGGUAAAUCAAGCAUUGAGACCCUUUCAAGGCAUGCCGACGUUGAGGUCAGAAAAACAGCCCACAAAAUUAAGGAGAUCCAUAAAAAAAGGUACUCUGAACCUUCAAGGUCACACCACACCAGGGACAUCCUGCAAACAUCCAGUCACCAAAUUUUCCUUCUUCGUAAUGUAUUAACAAAACAGGAAAUGCUGAUGGACCAAUUGCGAAUUAUCUUUAAGACUCUCCAGUGCAUGCAAUCAAGUCAGGAGACAGAGAUAGGCCUGGGUCGAAAUUUAUUACCACUCAAAGAUCUCAGUUCUCUUCAGAACAUGGAGGACAAUCUGCAGAGUAUUCCUGACCUCCAUAAGCAAUUGGUAAACACACUGGCUCUUAAAGGUGGGACAGACGUUCAGGAGUGUGAUUGGAGAAUCAUGCAUGGACUGUUUACAAACUCCUUGGCGAGGAAAGUUAACAUGAGAGGAGUGAAUGGAAAGACUGGCUUCCUACGCCUACAGAUACGAGAUGUUGUGAUUGCGGCUGUGAGGCGUAACCGUCUUACAUCUGAGGCAACAGAAAAAGAAAUCGAUUCCACAGUUAAAAGAUGGCUGUAUCUGGCCCCAGACAGAGAUGGUGGCCGAAAAGAGAGAAUGAAGAACAAGGUGAGCGGAGAGAGUACGACUGGUUAACAGACUUCAGGAAUGGAUGUUCAAAAGCUAUGUCCAGAGUGCAAAUUGUUUGUUGACAGAAUCAUUAAUGUUUCAGAGUUAUUUGAAGCGUACUACUUGUUACUGACUAUAAAAGUCGAUGCUCAAGUGGUAUUUAUGUGAAGUGAAACUUGUUGAUGAAUAGAAACAUGGAUCAGUGUUAUAGGUUGAGUAAAUAUUGUUACUGAACAGAAACAUGGACAUUUAAGCGUCAUAGUUCGAGCAAAUUUUGUUCCUGACAAGAAACAUGGACGUUCAAGUGUUAUACAUAGUGUGAAACUUGUUAAUGACCAUAAACAUGGAUAUUCAAGUGUUAUAGGUACAGUAAAUCUUGUUCCUGACCAGAAACAGGGAUGAUCAAGCGUUACAUUUAAUUUCAUGAACAAAAACAUAGCGGAGAACUUCUACUUGUUUUAUUUUUGCUUUUAUUGUAAAUGCAGAACUGACGGGGUGGUAUCUUAUAGAGUUGUUUAUACAAGUGUAUAUGUCAGGUUUCAAUGUUUUGAUGUUAAAUAUAAUAAAAUAUUUGUUCAGAAUA
Molecule: messenger RNA, 4055 nt
Organism: Tachysurus fulvidraco (yellow catfish)
Lineage: Eukaryota; Metazoa; Chordata; Actinopteri; Siluriformes; Bagridae
Exons: 8
Coding region: 2687-3499 (270 amino acids)
Source: RefSeq, a predicted model, not a curated record